UAGCCAGGAGAGUUGUGCAAACACUUUGAUGUUAAUAAACUAAGCAUAUAUUUCAUCAGAAAUAGAAGUAGAACUAUUUGCUGUCUCUAGCUAGUAUUUCGGCGUGGUUACACGGCGAGCGUAGCUAGCUGCCGGGUGGCAAUGGGCUCCCGCCGCGACGACGAGGAGCAGGCAGCUGCCGUGCCCCUCCUAGCGGCGGCAUACCCAACUCCGAGCGGCCUGAGACGGAGCCACGCCGGCGACGUUCACCUCCUGUCGGCCGCCUUCCUCUUCGUCUUCUCCGCCUACCUCCCCACGCAGAACCUGCAGAGCACACUCAACACCGAGGGCAACCUGGGCGCCGUGUCCAUGGGGAUCCUGUACGCCUCCUUCACCGUGUUCACGGCGACGGCGGCGGCCGUGGUGCGGUGGCUGGGGUCGAGGGGCGCGCUCGUCGUCGGCACCAGCGGCUACGCGCUCUUCAUCCUCGCCAACCUCCUCCCAACGUGGUACACGAUGGUGCCGGCUUCGGUCUACCUGGGUUUUACUUCAUCCCUCAUGUGGGUUGGCCAGGGCACAUAUCUCACGUCCGCUGCCUUCAGCCAUGCGACAGAGAACAAGCUUCAUUUGGGCCAAGUUUUGGGUCGAUUCAACGGGGAAUUCUGGGGAAUGUUUGCAAGCACGCAGGUCAUUGGAAAUUUGAUCUCGCUCGUGGUGCUGGGAAAUGACAAGGAUGGAGGAGGUGCCAACAAGAAGAACCUCUUGUUCACUGUAUUCCUCGGCUGCAUGGUCAUCGGCAUCGUGCUGAUGUGCCUGCUCUCCAGAAGAGAUAAGAUCAGAGGAGAAUCAGACGGCCAUGAACCCCAAGGACGUUCCUUUCUCCCUGACACGUCGGGAUCUGCCGUCACGCCGCUCGCUGACCCGAGGAUGCUCCUCCUCGCUCCUCUCCUCGCCUACUACGGCCUGCAAAAGGCGUUUGUAUGGGCUGUGUUUACCAAGAGUGUCGUGACCCCCGUUCUCGGGGUCGCCGGAGUCGGCGGGGCGAUGGCAGUCUACGGCGCGGCCGGUGUCGUCAGCUCGCUGGUCGCCGGCCGUCUGACCUCCGGCCUCCGUUCGUCCACGUUCAUUGUGUCAACCGGAGCUGUUCUCCAGGCCGGGGUGCUGCUCUGGCUGCUCUUUCUCUACAGUCCCAUGGACGGUCUGCUCGGGUCAGCAGCUCCGCUGGUCGUCGGCGCCGUAUGGGGCGUCGGAGAUGGGAUUCUGAACACGCAGUUGAGUGCGUUGAUCGGCCUUCUCUUCGAGAACGACAAGGAGGCGGCAUUCGCGCUGGGGAAGAUGUGGCAGGCGGCGGCGACGGCAGCGGUCUUCUUCCUGAGCCCCGGCGCCACGCUGCAGGGCAUGCUCGCUGCGCUGGCCGCCGCGCUGGUCGUCGCCGUGGCGGCUUUCCUGUUCCUCUCACUCGUCAUCGAGAGGUCGCACGCGCUGAAAUUCUGACGCAUGCACGGCUCCGCGGCUUUGUAAGUAUCAUAGGCGUGGAGGAGACAAACAGAUAGAGAUGUAAAACUAGGAGAAUGUGUAGUUUUUGGAAAAGAAAGCUUUUUCCUUUUGAUCUUUCU
Messenger RNA from Triticum aestivum (bread wheat), 1595 nucleotides. RefSeq names its product UNC93-like protein 3. The coding region runs from base 142 to 1473 and encodes 443 amino acids. The transcript is spliced from 9 exons. Gene Ontology annotation, biological process: potassium ion homeostasis. The record is from RefSeq and is a predicted model, not a curated record. NCBI's taxonomy places the organism in Eukaryota, Viridiplantae, Streptophyta, Magnoliopsida, Poales, Poaceae.